Molecule: messenger RNA, 648 nt
Organism: Pleurotus ostreatus (oyster mushroom)
Lineage: Eukaryota; Fungi; Basidiomycota; Agaricomycetes; Agaricales; Pleurotaceae
Exons: 6
Coding region: 1-648 (215 amino acids)
Source: RefSeq, a predicted model, not a curated record
AUGGAUGCGCAGCAAACGCCAUCGUCUCCGAAGCAGAGCGCCGGCUACGGCUUAUUACUCAUGUCUUGUCCCGAUGCUCCGCUGCCCGCAGCGUCCUUGGCUGUGUUUGCCGCGCCUCAGCUUCGCAACUUGCUCCCGCCCACCCUCGAGGAGUUGAGACUCUCAGACGUAAAAUUCGACCGCUCGCCCGACAGUGUCGUCAAGAGGGACUUGGAGCCCAAGGCACCGAGGAUCCCCGGUACAUACACGGUUGUGUUGGACGCCCUUCGAACCCUAAAGCUCUACACUCAUCUCGAGCCGAUAUUCGCAACCCCGCACCUCAUCGAGUGUCCCGACCUCGCCCGCCUCGUCGUCUAUGGCUGGCCGGAGCCAGAGGAGCGCUACCCGAUCCCCAGAGACGCCACGACGCGCUGCACACUGGACAUCGAUACUCAACUUGAAACAUUCCAGGCGCACUGGACUUAUGGCUUGUUCUUGGGCCAUGCUUUCACCCUCGAAGCAGACGACGCAACGCUGGCAAGAAAACAGCGGCAGUAUUCGGACAGGGAUUGCGCCAAGGACGAGAACAUUGCGAUGGUUACGGUAGUCCUUCACUCGUCGGAGAGUCGCGGUGAAGAAGUUGGCCCUGUCAAGUGUAGUGCAGCGUGA